This is a messenger RNA of Rhodamnia argentea, 1396 nucleotides long. Its product is annotated as putative anthocyanidin reductase. Gene Ontology annotation, molecular function: oxidoreductase activity, acting on the CH-OH group of donors, NAD or NADP as acceptor. The record is from RefSeq and is a predicted model, not a curated record. The transcript is spliced from 6 exons. NCBI's taxonomy places the organism in Eukaryota, Viridiplantae, Streptophyta, Magnoliopsida, Myrtales, Myrtaceae. The coding region runs from base 16 to 1143 and encodes 375 amino acids.
AGAAGCUCCUUUCUCAUGUUUUGCAGAGAGGAGGAGAAGGAGGAGGAGGAGGAAGAAGAAGAAGAAGAAGACGAGCAGGAGGAAGAGAGAACGGCAAUGGAAGGCCAUGGCAAAACUUCAACUGCCCUUGCAUACUGUGUCACCGGGGCGACGGGCUAUCUCGGGUCCUGGUUGGUGAAGUCUCUUCUCCGACGCGGCUACGAGGUCCACGCCGCGGUCCGCGAUCCCGCUAAAUCAUUGCAUCUGCUAUCGACGUGGGAUGGCGGUGAGCGCUUGAAGUUAUUCCGAGCUAGUUUGCAGGAUGACGGGAGCUACGACGAGGCGGUUGAGGGCUGCAACGGCGUCUUUCACGUCGCCGCCUCGAUGCAAUUCGAUGUUCACGAGUGCACCGAUGCGUAUGUCCAUUCGAACAUCAUCGAUCCGGCGGUCCGGGGCACCCUGAACCUCCUGAAAUCAUGCCUGAAAUCGAAAUCAGUGAGGAGGGUGGUGUUCACAUCUUCCAUCAGUACAGUGACUGCCAAGGACAGUGCAGGGAAUUGGAGAGAUGUUGUUGAUGAAUCUUGCCAGACUCCUAUUGAUCAUGUGUGGAAGACUAGAACCAGUGGAUGGGUUUAUGUGCUGUCGAAGCUCCUAACGGAGGAAGCAGCAUUCCAAUUUGCAAGAGAGAAAGGGAUCGACAUUGUAUCGGUGGUCACCGCCACAGUUGGCGGCCCGUUCCUCACCUCUUCUGUUCCUUCCAGCACACGAGUUCUCCUGUCCCCAGUCACAGGCGAAGUCGAGAUGUUCCGGAUAUUAUCUGCUGUGAACUCCAGGAUGGGAUCGGUCGGUGUAGUCCACAUUGAAGAUGUAUGCAAUGGUCACAUUUUCUUGAUGGAGCAUGCCAAGGCAGAGGGCAAAUACAUAUGCUGUGCUGAAAGCUGCCCCAUGUCGAAGUUGAUCCGAAACCUCGCCAAAAAUUAUCCACGCUCGGAUAUAACAAGUGUCAGGCUGGUGGAUCAGCAGAACGAGUCAGUCCCAGCUGAGAUUUCUUCGAAGAAAUUGAGGGACCUGGGGUUCAGCUAUGAGCAUAGAGCAGAGGACAUCAUACAUGAAACUGUGACUGCCUGCAUAAACUUUGGCUUUCUUCCUCCAUUAGCAACUUAAAAACUUGGUCUUCUGUUUUGCAAUCUGUGAAGCCAAAUUCCAAUGGGGCUAUAAAACUGGAAAAAACAAACGAUUCAGUUCUGGCUGAAUUGGAAAGGAUGGAAGUUCUGGAGUUGGGGUUAGAGCUGUCUUACUCUUACCCCAUAUGUAAUGCGAUACAGUUUGACACCAAACACUACAAAGUCAAUUCUCCCGGGACCAUUCGACCAUGUUUGUCGGAUGUUGAACCAGAUUAAAGUAAUGUUUUUGCUGU